UUCCGUCGCGCGACACCGCCCACAUCCGGCGGGCGCCGCAGGAAGUGACGUGCUCGGGGCGGGCGGGCUUCCGGAGGCGGGCAACAUGGCGGCGCUGACCCGGCUGGCCUCUGUCCUUCGCUUCGCAGGCCCUCUCUUCAGAGCGGUGGGAGGCAGUGGAGUCCGUCAUGCCAGCGGCGGAGUGCACAUCGAGCCCCAGUACAGACAGUUUCCCCAGCUGACCAGGUCCCAGGUGAUCAGGGGCGAGGUCUUCAGCGCAACCAUGUGGUUUUGGAUUCUCUGGCGCUUUUGGCAUGACUCCGACGCUGUGCUGGGGCACUUCCCGUAUCCAGACCCCGCCCAGUGGACAGAUGAGGAGUUGGGCAUCCUUCCUGACGAUGAGGACUGAUGUGCCCACUCAGCGCUUCCCAGUGGACAGCAAACGCACCAUAUCCCCCUGCCUGGAUGGGUGUUUUUGGAGAAGCACAAGCAUAUAGACUAAAAUCCUCUGUCUGGAAACCAGCCCGAUUCAAGGAGGGUUCUGAUGCACUGCGGUGGAUUUUUGGCAAUGAGCGGGCCAGCAGCUCAAUGGAGGCGAGAAUCUACCAAAAAAAAAAAAAAAAAAAAAAAAAAGACAUUAAAAAAAAGAAAAU
Molecule: messenger RNA, 632 nt
Organism: Oryctolagus cuniculus (rabbit)
Lineage: Eukaryota; Metazoa; Chordata; Mammalia; Lagomorpha; Leporidae
Source: RefSeq, a predicted model, not a curated record